AUGCCUCUCUACAAUGUCACCCUGAAGGAGGAGUCUCCCAUGGAGGAGCUCGAGAAGGCCAAGCAGGACGCUCAGGCUAAGGGUGGAGUCAUCAAGCAUGAAUACAGCCUCAUUAAGGGUUUCACUGUCGAAUACCCCGAUGACCAGGUCAACGCUCUCGAGUCAUCCGAACACAUUCACGUCGAGGAGGAUUCCAAGGUCUCAACUCAGUAG
Penicillium maclennaniae is the source of this 213-nucleotide messenger RNA. RefSeq lists its product as uncharacterized. NCBI's taxonomy places the organism in Eukaryota, Fungi, Ascomycota, Eurotiomycetes, Eurotiales, Aspergillaceae. Gene Ontology annotation, biological process: vacuole fusion, non-autophagic. The transcript is spliced from 4 exons. The record is from RefSeq and is a predicted model, not a curated record. Bases 1 to 213 code for a protein of 70 amino acids. Gene Ontology annotation, molecular function: endopeptidase inhibitor activity.